GUGAAGUAUUCAGUGCUUUCAGAAUGCUCGUUUGAGCGUUAGCACAAGGAUGUGUACACUACAGGUACUGUCGCAAAAAACCAAACAAGUAACAGGAGUGGAGAAGGUGGCGUCGAGAGCUCACCGCCGCCCCCGACCGGGGACUCUUAAACGGCACGCCGAGUGGCGCCGUCCGCGGCCCGGCCGGCCGGUCCGGUCACUGGUGUCGGUAAGCUACGUAACUAGCCGUUGUGUGUAUAACUGUGUACUUUGUUUUAUUUUAUUUUUUCAAUAGAAUCAACGUACGCAACGAACAUCGCGAUCUUAGUUUUCUUUUGUUAUUUAUGUUCCUUUUGGUUUUUUGUUUUCUUUUUAUGGACCAGGACUAAGCUGUAGGACCUUGUAUUUUUUGGACUUUUUUUUUAAAUUGAGCAUUGUUUCGUUCAUUGGAAGUUCGAAAUGAUUACUUUUUAGUAAGAGGCAUAAAUUUAGGAAAAAGAACUGAUAAAGAGGACCUUAUAUUUUGAAUUAUAUGUGGCGUUGUGUAUGUGUUUGUAUUUUUUUAUAUCAGAUUUACAUGUAUAUUAUCAUUUCUUUUAUUUUUACAUUUGUUGUUAGCCCCAUUAUUCGACAGGUAAU
This is a messenger RNA of Spodoptera exigua (beet armyworm), 618 nucleotides long. The record is from the annotation of a GenBank genome assembly. Lineage: Eukaryota; Metazoa; Arthropoda; Insecta; Lepidoptera; Noctuidae.